CUGGCUCCUUUACACCAAGAUAGGGGGAAAAGACUGAAUAAAAGGAAACCGUGCCAGUGAGCCUGUAAUGACCGCAAAACCCAACGGAGGAACCCAGAACCGCCGCCAUUGGAUAUUUCGUCCGUUUUAACAUUAUUCCCAUACGUUCCUCGCUGUGGAUUAUUCUGUUUGGCACCGUGGCGGACGGAAUGGAUAAGGCCAUGGCCCUAACAUAUUGAAUAGCUCGCUGGUGGUGGGGGGGUGGAGGCGAGACGCGCACCGUGGAGACAAUUUAUGGGGCAUUGUGCGGGGAGGAAAAUGGUGGAUUAUUUGCACUGUAUCAUAAAAACCUUCCGCCGUCUGUAUACCCUGCCAUAACGCUCUGUUUGUGGCAUUUCUGCGCCUGUCUUGGCCGUGUCUACAGGAACUCAGGUCGUGUUAUAGCGGUUGGUAGGUAGGUACCCCCCUCCAGCUCGAUCCGAACGACCUUAUCCAUUUCUGUUGGUUUUUUUUAUAUCCAUGUAGGAUUUUUGUAUCGUUUCGACGCCCUCCUCUUCCUGAGAGUAACAUUUGGAAACAAUAAACUAUUGGAUUACUGAACUAUGGAUUUCAACAGUGGCAGCGGCGGCGGCGGAGCCAACGAGCUGCACAACAACCAGUUUUAUCAGUGCGAGGAGAACAAGCCUCUGCUGGGGGAGAUGUCGGAGGGGAAUAAUAACACCAAGCUGAGCGCAGGGCCGUGCAAGAGGUCCCUGCACCACUGCAGCAGCAGCGGGAUGCGAUACAAGCUGCUACACGAGGGGGACAUCCAGGUGUGCGUGGUCAAACACCCCCGCACCUUCCUCAGCAAGAUCCUCACCUCCAAGUUCCUGCGGAGAUGGGAGCCGCACCACCUCACGCUCACAGACAGUAGCCUGACCUCGGCCACCCCCACCGGUUACAUGGAGACGUCAUUGUCCUACAGCUCUAUAGAGGACCUGCAGCUCCUUUCGUGGGACAAUGCUCCCAAGUACUGCGUCCAGCUGAGCUUCCCUGGUGGCACCGUCCUGCUGCAGGCUGCAAACAGCUACUUAAGGGACCAGUGGUUUCACUCCUUGCAGUGGAAGAAAAAGAUCUACAAGUACCGCAAGGUCCUGAACAACCCGAGUCGCUGGGACGUGGUGCUGAAGGAGAUCAGAGCGCUGGUGGACAUGGCCCUGACUUCACCGCUGCAGGACGAGUCCAUCCACCAGGCUCCUCUGCACAUCAUCUCCACCCUGCUGGCUGAGAACUCUAAUCUCAGCACUCAGGAUCAUGAGAACAUCAUUGUGGCCAUUGCUCCUCUUUUGGAAAACAACCACCCACCACCUGACCUGUGUGAGUUCUUCUGUAAGCACUGUCGGGAGCGGCCGCGGUCGAUGGUCGUGAUUGAAGUGUUCACUCCUGUGGUCCAGAGAAUCCUCAAACACAACAUGGAUUUCGGAAAGUGCCCUCGACUGCGUCUCUUCACUCAGGAGUACAUCCUGGCUCUCAACGAGCUGAAUGCUGGGAUGGAGGUCGUCAAGAAGUUUGUCCACAGCAUGCACGGGCCAACAGGGCAGUGCCCUCACCCACGUGUCCUGCCAAACCUGGUGGCAGUGUGUCUCGCUGCGAUAUAUUCCUGUUAUGAGGAGUUCAUCAACAGUCGGGACAACUCCCCCAGCCUGAAGGAGAUCAGAAAUGGCUGCCAGCAGCAGAACGAACGCAAACCCCCGAUGCCACUCCGUCUGCUGCGCCCCGAGCCUCCGACGCCGCCUCCAGCAACCCUGCUACCCCUGUCCGCCAACCCCAGUCCUCCUCAGCCGCCUCCCCCAGCUCCAUCAAACCCCGCCCCGUCCAUCCCCAUUUCCUCCCCGACGCCCUCCCUGCCCCUGUCCCCUCCUCCCUCCGUCGUUAACUCCAGCGAGAUCUUGGUGGAGCUGGAGCGAAACAACAACUCGGCCAACGCCAGGCGGAAGGGCGCGCCCUCUGGGGGCGACAGCGAACCCAACCUCAUUGACUGUCUGCUGGUCAGCCCGGCCGUCAACACGCUGUCCAUCCAGCUGCCAGCGCAGGCCGACCGAGUGCUGGGCUGCUUCGCUCUCAUCCUCAAGAUGCUGUCGGACUAUGAUGACUGGAGACCUGCUCUGGCCAGCCUGCUGCAGCCCAUCCCCUUUCCUAAAGAGGCCCUUGCACAUGCCAAAUUCACAAAGGAACUGAAAUAUGUUAUUCAGAGGUUUGCGGAGGACCCGAGGCAGGAGGUCCAUUCCUGCCUACUCAGCGUGCGUUCAGGUAAAGAUGGCUGGUUCCAGCUCUACAGUCCAGGAGGUGUGGCCUGUGAUGAUGAUGGAGAGCUGUUCGCCAGUAUGGUUCAUAUCUUGAUGGGUUCCUGCUAUAAGACCAAGAAGUUCCUGCUCUCACUGGCUGAAAACAAGUUGGGUCCCUGCAUGCUGCUGGCUCUACGUGGAAACCAGACCAUGGUGGAGAUUUUGUGUCUAAUGCUGGAGUACAACAUCAUCGAGAACAAAGACACCCAGCUGCAGAUCAUCUCCACCCUGGAGAGCACCCAGGUGGGACUCCGCAUGUACGAGCAGCUCUGCGACCGACAGAGAGAGCUAAAAGAGCUGCAAAGGAAAGGAGGCCCCACCCGGCUCACUCUGCCCUCAAAGUCCACGGAUGCAGAUCUGGCCCGCCUGUUGAGUUCAGGUUCUUUUGGGAACUUGGAGAACCUGAGCCUGGCCUUCACCAACGUCACCAGUGCCUGUGCCGAGCAGCUCAUCAAGCUGCCUUCACUCAAACAGCUCAACCUCUGGUCCACACAGUUUGGGGAUGCAGGGUUAAGGUUGCUAUCCGAGCAUCUGGCCUGUCUUCAGGUUUUGAACCUGUGUGAGACUCCCGUCACCGAUGCUGGACUGCUGGCUCUCAGUUCCAUGAAGAGUCUGUGCAGUCUGAAUAUGAACAGCACCAAGCUCACAGCUGACACAUAUGAGGACCUCAAGGCCAAACUGCCCAACCUGAAAGACGUUGAUGUCCGGUACACAGAGGCCUGGUGAUCAGCCACGCUCACACAACCCUCAUACAUAACCAGACACAUACAUAAACACAUGCACACACUGCACACAGGCUCAGAUACAUUACAUGAAAAUUGUGUAGUGAUGUCAUCUCCAUCGCCACGCCCACCAUUAAACCAGGAACUCUGAUAUCAUCUGAGUGUGAGGAUCACACAUCGACACAUUUCCGUCAGAGGAGGCGUCUUCAUCAGCUUCGGACGUCCUUACCAACCCCUGUAGUGACACCAUCACCAGGAAGGAACUGUCUAGUCAGCAUCACCUUUUUUCUAAAUGAGAAAUCUUUCUGGACCUCGUCGCUCCCCUUACCUCUGUCACUAAUGUUCCAAGGACCUUGUGAUUGGAGGACAUGCAAGGAGUCGUUAUAUUGUGACACAAGGGACACUUUUCUCUCUCUGUCUUUAUCUUUUGCCCAGUCUUUCAUAUACGGCCUCUCAGUUUUUUCUUAUUUAGUCUAAGUCCAACUCUCAAGCAGUUGUCCUCCCACUUCUGUGUGUCUGUGUCGUGAGGAAAACCUGAGCCUUCCUCUGUUUUUCUCUCUCCUGCCCUCAUGCGAUGAAGGCUGGAUACAGCAGCUCACAUUCCAGUUCUUCUUCUCCAAUCUGAUCCACAAUGUAGCUCCUCCAAACAGACGUGUUGAACUGUUAAUCACUUCAGUCCUCACUCUCGUGCUCUCCAGCUUCAGUUUUCAGGUUCUAAUUCUGGUCUUUUCAAGUCUUUUAUUGGGAAAAAUGAGGUGCUACCUCUGAGAAAAAGAAGAGUUGCAAGACUGUGCCUAUUCCUCUGACACGACCCGCUCACACACAAAAAGGAAAAAAAAAAAAGGUUUUUAUCAACUUGAAUGAACAUAUUUUUCCAGACAUCUGUGCUUUCAUAUAUUGUGUGUUUCUAUAUAAAACAUAUAUAUGAAGAUAACUCCCAGUAAUGACAUUUCAGAAACUUUUCGGUAACACUGCAGGAAAGUAAAAACAGCGACGGCAACAUUUGUUCCUUUUUCAUUUGUUUUCAGUGUACAUACUGAUGAUCUCCCAUUACUAUUUAAUAGGACAGUUGUGUAGCAGUAGCUGGGUGGUCUGGGACUGCCUAAUAUUUAUAAUUUGUGUCUUUUACGCCUCCUUUACUCCGUCUCUCCUGGAUUAUGUCCUGACAGUAAUGAAGUACACAGGCUCUGUUGUCUUUUUUUUGCAACAUACAACACAAGAAGCCAACCAAGAGGGCACCCAUACAUGGAUCUCUCUGUACCAUGCCAUGGUGGUUACGUAGACCUGUAAAGAGGACCUGUAAACAAGACCCAUCACCAGCUGAGAGUUGUAUAUUUUCAUAUCCUCUGCUCUUUCUUUUGGCUCUUUUUGAGACGGUUAUGAAAAGAAGAACGGACACUUGCCAAACAUCGUCAUCGAAUUUUAGUUUUUGUUUUGUGCACUUGUUUCUUCAGGACAACAUGAGUGCAGUUUCAGUACUGAUUUGUAUAUCAAGUGGAACCUGUCUCGACCUGCCUGUGGAGAGACGCUGACACUGUUUGGGUUCACAUCUCUGACCCCCCCCCUGCUGAGGUCAGGGUGAAGAGUCACAGUGCCUCUAGUGGAUCUGUGGAUGAGUUGCCUAUUGUUAUCUUUCUAUCUGUCAAACCACCUGUUUUUGAAUUGUUCUGCUGUAUUUAUAUUACGCCAUAAUACACGGGUGACAUUUUUAGGCUGUCGGAAUGAAUAAUUCUCAUCACAGGAUGGGAAAAAAAUAUUGUAAAUAUUCUUUCACAAUGGGCUAUAAGGGACAAAAGAUUGGAAAAAAAGGCACCUUUCGGCCAUAUUUGCCCGUCUACAUUCCCUCAGAAUGUUGCCUGUUUAUUGUGGCAACAUUUCAUUUUAUGAUGUGGUAACUGCCCUGACACACUUCUGUCAAGUCUGUCAGAAUCUCUUUUUUGCAUCCUGUCUAGACGUGGUUUCUCUUGGUCCUAGAAAACACAAGACAAGUCAGAUUUCCACCCUUUUUUCCAGUCAGCCUCGCUCUGACUGCAUCCAUCCAUUUUAUUUAUUAAUGUCGACCUCCAGAAUGCUCGGGUUGUUUGUUGAAUCAAGGCAGAAGCUGCAGCAGAGGACAGGAUGCCGUCCACAAUGACAUGCUUUGUUUCCUAUUUAUUGGGUGCCAUGACAGUUUUCGGUUUGGCCUGUAGACUUGGUUUGUGUACGGCCAUCUUUGGGUCUUUAGGACCUUGUGCUCUCUUUCAUAUCCUGUAUGAUGUAUAUACAAGUGUAUAUAGUCGUCUCCUCCCUUUCCUCUCUUUGAACCAUUUUUAAAUCCUUAUUCCCCCAGUUUUGUCUACUUCAUCCUUUUCUGUACUUCUUUCGGCCUCCUUUCAUCGGCAGGCUGUUGUUGCCUUCAUCUUAUGUGUGUGGUUGUUGUUUUUUUCACACAAAGUGCACUGUAAUCUAACAAAUUAUGUUUUCAUAAUAUCUUUUAAGUUUCCAACAUCUUUGAUUUGAUCACUUUAAUCAAACAUUUGUUUCCUGUGUUCUUGUUGUUUAAUUUUUUUUUUUUUUUUUGCAUGUACAUGUUGCUGCGUCAUCUGGUAUUUUUAUUUUGUAAUUUUGUUUUAUAAAACGUUUGAAAUAUGAUAAAGGGUCUGAUCACUAUCUCACUGAGGUUUAAGGACUGAAAUGGAGGGAGCCCAUCGAGUUAUUUUCUAAUUGGUUGUUGCCAGGAUCUACCCAUGCGUCUUGACGGAUCCUAUUGGUCAAGGCAGUUCGGGUUUAUGUUGAUUUUUGGAAAAGGCCAAUACCAAUACUUGUACUGUAGGACUGAAGCUGCCCCUAGCUGAGAUAUAUCCAUGUAAGUUUGUCCAUUUGAAAAAAAUUGCAAAUAUUUUUUGUUUCCUCAAGAAUUUGUUCUAAUCCUGCCAGAUAAUCAUAUCAGAGGUGGACCACGUUGGUUGACCGUUAUCUUUUAAAAAAAAAAUAAUUUGUAGCUUCCACACAUCAGCAAACUGAUCAUUCAGUGUAACUUUACUGUAGUUUUGUUUUUAUCCCUUAUUGUAUUCUAAGUCUAAAUGUUUGAAAGGAAUAGUUUGAUGUUUGGGAAAUAGUCCAACUAUGAAAAUGAGAUGAGAUGCCGAUGUCCAUUUAAUAUGAAGCUACGGUUAGCAUCCGUUUAGCGUUGUGGCUAAUGCUAGCACUUUAGCCGCAUAGCAACAGGGGCGCGGGUUCUAAUCCGGUUUGUGGAGUUGUGGAGCUUGUAUGUUGUCAGCGUGGGUUCCUUCUUAAAUGGUGAUUCUAAAUCGGUGCGAGAGCGUGAAUUGUUGUCCGUAUGUGAGUCAGACAUCCCGUCUCUCGCCCAGUGUCACCCCCGCGACCCGAGUUUGGAUACGCUAGCGGUAUAGUGAUGGAAACAGAUAGCAUCAUCAUAUUGCUUGUCUAACAAAAAACAAAGUGGAAAAAGUCUUUGCUGGUUGCUUCUAAGUGAAGUCAAGACUCAAGGAAGUCUUACAUGUCCAGCCAAAGAAUAGUCCGGCGCUUAGCCUCCUCUAGAACCACUAUGUCAUUUUUACAGUUUUUUAUUGAGCUUCAGAGGUAAAUUUUGUUAUCUUGGGAUAGAGCCAGGCUACUUGUUUCCCCAUUCCCAAUCUUAAUGCUAAAAUAAGCUCACUGGUUAGCUUCAUACUUAUAAUGGCAUCGGUCCUCUCAUCCAACAUGACAUGAAAGGGAACUUUUCCUUUUAAAGAAGUGGGCAGUCUGGGGAAAUCAUGUCACUGAACUCAUCCUAUAGUUUUUAGGCCAUGAUGAGCUGCCACUUGUCCAAACUGUGAGCCUGGGGGCCAGCAUGUUGAGGUUAUAAUUGAAGGUUUUGUUUUACUGUAGAACAUGUAAUGAUUGAAUAGAAACGUGUCUCCGUAUCCUGUGGAGCUCACUGUGCUUUGCUUUCCUUUCCCAUCCUGAUUUCUCCCUCCUGUCCAUUAUCUCUGAUGUUUAUUCUGCACAAACUGUAAGAGUUUCUAUCAUGUCCAAGAUGUGUACAGCUGUGCUUGAGUCUUGACAAUUGUUAUGGAAGGAAUAGGGUCAGAUGUGACAAAAUCAGA
Centropristis striata (black sea bass) is the source of this 7113-nucleotide messenger RNA. It is a transcript of the gene cmip, whose product is annotated as c-Maf inducing protein. The record is from RefSeq and is a predicted model, not a curated record. Gene Ontology annotation, cellular component: cytosol; nucleoplasm. Bases 582 to 3029 code for a protein of 815 amino acids. The transcript has 21 exons. NCBI's taxonomy places the organism in Eukaryota, Metazoa, Chordata, Actinopteri, Perciformes, Serranidae.